AGGAGCGCACGUCCAAGAGCGCGCACACACAUCCCAUGAAAUAAUGUGUCGUUUCUGUUUUCACAGACCGACAGUGCCUAUGCUUAGUAAGCCGCACAUUUGGUUAUUUUUUGUUGUAGCUGUUAAAGCGGUGUCCGUCAACGGGGUAUGGCCAAUGCCUCAGAAGAUGAGCAGUUUCGUUGAGCGCUACCCUAUCUCACCUCAGGCUUUCACUUUCCAGUACACACCUGGCUCGGUCGCUCAGUCUGGCUGCUCAGUUCUAGACUCAGCCUUCAAGAGGUACUUCAAGCUAAUCUUCCCAGAUGAGCUCAGACAACCAGGUGUGCAUUUUGGGCCCUUGGCAAAGCCAUUUACAGUCCAAGUGGGAGUUUCUGAGGGCAACUGUGAUGGCUACCCCAGCGAGAGCUCGAAGGAAAGCUACAGGCUGAGUGUGUCAUCUGGGGUGGCGACUGUGCGCGCAGAGAUGGUGUGGGGAGCAUUGAGAGGUUUGGAGUCCCUCAGUCAGUUAGUCUACCAAGACGAUUAUGGAGUUCAUUACAUCAACAAAACUGAGAUUGAGGACUUUCCCAGAUUUCCAUUUCGUGGACUGCUAUUGGAUACCUCUCGACACUACCUACCGCUAUACGCCAUUAUGGAGACUCUGGAUGCCAUGUCAUACACCAAGCUGAAUGUGUUCCACUGGCACAUCGUGGAUGACCCUUCCUUCCCGUAUCAGAGCAAGCUCUUUCCUGACCUCAGUAACAAGGGUGCCUUCCACCCCAUGACGCAUGUGUACACCCAGUCGGACGUGAGGAGGGUGAUCGAGCACUCCAGGCUACGAGGAAUCCGCGUGGUGCCCGAGUUUGACUCCCCGGGUCACACCCAGUCAUGGGGAAGAGGACAGCCUGACCUCUUGACCCCUUGUUACCGCGGUGAUGUGCCUUCUGGAACCUAUGGGCCAGUGAACCCUAUCCUGCGCUCCAGCUACGUCUUCAUGGCCAAGCUCCUCAAGGAGGUGGCGUCUGUCUUCCCCGACUCCUACCUGCAUCUGGGAGGGGAUGAGGUCGAUUUCACCUGCUGGAAAUCCAACCCAGAUGUUCGCUCCUUCAUGAAGACGAUGGGUUUUGGAACAGACUUUAGCAAGCUAGAGUCCCUUUACGUGGAGUACAUGGUGAACAUCAGCGCAUCUCUCAACAGGACGUCUAUUGUGUGGCAGGACGUGUUUGACUACCAUGAGAAGAUCCCCAAGGACACGGUUCUGGAGAUCUGGAAGGGGCUCCCCCCGGCCUAUGCCCAGGAGAUGAGUCGCAUGACCCAGGCCGGCUACCGCGUCCUGCUGUCCGCCCCCUGGUACAUCAACCACAUACGCUACGGCCAGGACUGGCGAGACUCCUACACCGUCAAGCCCCUGAACUUCUCUGGCACUGAGACGCAGAAGAGACUGGUGAUCGGUGGCGAGGUGUGCAUGUGGGGAGAGUAUGUGGAUGCCACCAACCUCAGCCCCAGACUCUGGCCCCGGGCGUGCGCUGCUGCAGAAAGGUUGUGGAGUGAUGAGAAUCAGACAUCCAGCACAGAUGAAGCGUUUCCUCGCAUCACCAACUUCCGCUGUCGCCUCCUCAGGCGUGGGAUUCGUGCAGAGCCACUGGAUGUGGGCCAUUGUCAGAGGGAGUUUCAGGGCUUCUGAAGAGGUUGUGGAAAGGGAAGCUCUUUGGUAUAUAACUGUGAACUGAUAAUAAUUGACUACUUGAAAGGGAAGUUCUAUUGCACAUAGCAGGGAAUUGACUACUAGAUUAUUGCUUUUUCACUAAUCCAAGCUUCCUCCGCAGUAACUUGCUCUUGCAACACUUUUGCACCUAACACACAGACCGACCCAUCUCACUGCUAGGCCAGUCCCAUCUCACUGUGUCUAUGACAUGCCAUUACCAUUAUGAGGUAUGGGUUCCUAUGACCAGAGGUCUGUGUCACGGAUAUCUGAGUGAUAGAUGUAGAUGGAGGGUUGAACAUCCAUGACGCUCCUAAUUAAAAUGCAUGGCUUGAGUUAACACGACAUAAACAGGGAGCCCAAAAGCACUGGUGUGUGUGUGUGUGUGUGUGUGUGUGUGUGUGUGUGUGUGUGUGUGUGUGUGUGUGUGUGUGUGUGUGUGUGUGUGUGUGUGUGUGUGUGUGUGUGUGUGUGUCUGUGUGUGUGUGUGUGUUGAUUGGUGUGCGUGUGUUCCUCUAAAGGACAUGCUAUAACAGCACAAUAAAACGGUCUAAAGGUACUUAUUGGCCCAGAUAUAAGAUGGGUUUUUGUUUUAAAAAUAGGUCUUUAAAAAGGGGAUUGUCUUAUAUUCAGGAUUGUCUUAUAUUCGGGCCUAUACAGUACUGUAUACUGUAUACUGUCAGUUAAUUACCCUGCAAUUACUAUGACGGUUGGAUUUGACACCAGUGUAGCCAGAGUUUCAAAGGGUUGCUGUGUUUCAUGCAAAGUGUACUGAUUGUAGUAUAUAUAUUUCCUUAAGUUCAUAUUGUUAUUAUAGGGAGCAAUGGUGGCCUUCUUGUAAUUUCACUUAAUUACCCAAAAUUUUACUUAUUUGCACUGACACUGUCCUUGCACUGCUGUGAUUCGAACCUAAAGUUAUGGUUUGCUGUUAGUUUAUCUCACUCAACUGUCUUUCAUUUUCUUUUAAUGAAGUGAUAUUCAUUUGCAAAGAAAGCCAUUUUUGUAAUUAUUAUUUCUUUUACUUGCUAUUUUUUUCUAUUUACAGAUUUUUAGUGAAAUCAUUUUGCAUUACAGCCACUUGUGGACUUGAACUUGCUAAUAAAUUGUUUCCCUUUGCGCAGACUAAA
Engraulis encrasicolus (European anchovy) is the source of this 2808-nucleotide messenger RNA. It is a transcript of the gene hexa, whose product is annotated as hexosaminidase A (alpha polypeptide). The record is from RefSeq and is a predicted model, not a curated record. Gene Ontology annotation, molecular function: beta-N-acetylhexosaminidase activity. Gene Ontology annotation, biological process: carbohydrate metabolic process; glycosaminoglycan metabolic process; ganglioside catabolic process. Gene Ontology annotation, cellular component: membrane; lysosome. NCBI's taxonomy places the organism in Eukaryota, Metazoa, Chordata, Actinopteri, Clupeiformes, Engraulidae. Bases 44 to 1663 code for a protein of 539 amino acids. The transcript is spliced from 14 exons.